Molecule: messenger RNA, 2166 nt
Organism: Homo sapiens (human)
Lineage: Eukaryota; Metazoa; Chordata; Mammalia; Primates; Hominidae
Gene: SHCBP1L
Product: SHC binding and spindle associated 1 like
Exons: 11
Coding region: 444-2048 (534 amino acids)
Biological process (GO): spermatogenesis; positive regulation of chromosome organization
Cellular component (GO): spindle; meiotic spindle
Source: RefSeq, marked reviewed
AACGGCUGCCUCGGCCCUCGGGCUGCUGAGGAGAUGGCGUCGGGCUCCAAGGCCUCGGUGCCCGCGGACUCAUUCCGCACCAUCAGCCCGGACAGGCGAGGCGAGAAGUCCGCCUCCGCUGUCUCCGGGGACACGGCGGCCGCGACCACCCUGAAGGGCACCGCGAUCCCAGUGCGGUCGGUGGUGGCCUCCCCUCGCCCGGUGAAGGGGAAAGCGGGCCGGGAGACGGCCAGGCUGCGGCUCCAGCGCCUGCCCGCGGCUCAGGCCGAGGACACGGGAGAGGCGGCGGCGGCGGCGGCGGAGGAGCCCCUGCUGCCAGUGCCUGAGGAUGAAGAGGAGGCGCAGCCCCUGCCCCCAGUCUGCGUGUCCCGUAUGAGGGGGAUGUGGCGGGACGAGAAGGUGUCGCUGUAUUGCGACGAAGUGCUGCAGGACUGUAAGUACAGAUGGGGUUUCUCCAGUUGGUCAGGCUGGACUCGAACUCCCGACCUCAGGCAGAAGAUGCUGAUGAAGUUAUGGGUAAAUACCUAUCAGAAAAAUUAAAGUUGAAAGACAAAUGGCUUGGAGUCUGGAAGACUAAUCCCAGUGUAUUCUUUGUGAAAUAUGAAGAAGCUUCUAUCCCUUUUGUUGGUAUAUUGGUUGAGGUAACUUGUGAACCAUACCAAGACUCAUCAUCUCGUUUCAAAGUUACUGUUUCUGUUGCUGAGCCCUUUUCUUCCAACAUUGCAAAUAUUCCAAGAGAUUUGGUUGAUGAGAUUUUGGAGGAACUGGAACACAGUGUGCCUCUUUUGGAAGUGUAUCCUGUUGAGGGACAAGAUACUGAUAUACAUGUUAUUGCUUUGGCCUUGGAAGUUGUCAGGUUUUUUUAUGACUUUCUUUGGAGAGACUGGGAUGAUGAAGAAAGUUGUGAGAAUUAUACUGCACUUAUUGAAGAAAGAAUUAAUUUGUGGUGUGAUAUACAGGAUGGAACAAUACCUGGUCCUAUCGCACAACGUUUUAAAAAAACUUUGGAGAAAUAUAAAAACAAACGUGUCGAGCUCAUUGAGUAUCAGAGCAAUAUUAAAGAAGAUCCAUCUGCAGCAGAGGCUGUUGAAUGCUGGAAAAAAUACUAUGAGAUAGUCAUGCUCUGUGGAUUACUGAAAAUGUGGGAAGAUUUACGCCUCCGAGUUCAUGGACCUUUCUUUCCAAGAAUUCUGAGGCGUAGGAAAGGAAAAAGAGAAUUUGGAAAGACUAUAACACAUAUUGUAGCAAAAAUGAUGACUACUGAAAUGAUAAAGGAUUUAUCUUCAGACACACUUCUCCAACAGCAUGGUGAUUUGGAUUUGGCUUUGGAUAAUUGUUAUAGUGGAGAUACAGUAAUAAUUUUUCCAGGAGAAUAUCAAGCUGCAAAUCUUGCUUUGUUGACAGAUGACAUCAUUAUAAAGGGAGUUGGAAAGAGAGAGGAAAUUAUGAUUACUUCUGAACCUUCUCGUGACAGUUUUGUGGUGUCCAAAGCUGACAAUGUGAAACUAAUGCAUCUAUCUUUGAUACAACAAGGGACGGUUGAUGGUAUCGUGGUGGUGGAGUCUGGUCACAUGACUCUAGAAAACUGCAUAUUAAAAUGUGAAGGAACAGGAGUGUGUGUUCUUACAGGGGCUGCUUUGACAAUUACAGACAGUGAAAUAACUGGCGCCCAGGGUGCUGGUGUUGAACUGUAUCCUGGAAGCAUAGCUAUUUUGGAAAGAAAUGAAAUUCAUCACUGUAAUAACCUCAGAACCAGUAACAGUUCAAAAAGCACCUUAGGUGGAGUUAAUAUGAAGGUUCUUCCAGCACCCAAAUUGAAGAUGACUAAUAAUCAUAUUUAUAGCAACAAAGGCUAUGGAGUAAGCAUUCUUCAACCAAUGGAACAGUUUUUUAUCGUAGCAGAAGAAGCUCUCAACAAAAGGGCUUCUUCAGGAGAUAAAAAAGAUGAUAAAAUGCUCUUCAAAGUAAUGCAAAAUCUGAAUCUGGAAAUGAAUAAUAAUAAGAUAGAAGCAAACGUCAAGGGGGAUAUCAGAAUAGUCACAAGUUAAAGCGUCUGAAUUGAUGUUAAAGUUUUAUAUUUCACAAAUUUGUUUAAUACAUGAUUCUCAUACCCCACUGAAAUGGUAGUUUCAAUUCAAAGCUUAAUUAAAAAAUAUUUAAAUAUCA